Molecule: messenger RNA, 3314 nt
Organism: Colius striatus (speckled mousebird)
Lineage: Eukaryota; Metazoa; Chordata; Aves; Coliiformes; Coliidae
Gene: SLC25A12
Product: solute carrier family 25 member 12
Exons: 20
Coding region: 45-2039 (664 amino acids)
Biological process (GO): malate-aspartate shuttle; aspartate transmembrane transport; L-glutamate transmembrane transport
Molecular function (GO): L-glutamate transmembrane transporter activity; calcium ion binding; L-aspartate transmembrane transporter activity
Source: RefSeq, a predicted model, not a curated record
UGGGUAGCGGCGGGCGGCUCCUCCUCCUUCUUGCCGGGCGCAGCAUGGCGGUCAAGGUGCAAUCAACCAAAAGAGCGGAUCCCGCUGAACUGCGGAAUAUUUUUUUGAAGUAUGCCAGUGUUGAGCAAGAUGGUGAGCAUUACAUGACCCCAGAAGAUUUUGUGCAGAAAUAUCUAGGACUUUAUACAGAUCCACGUUACAAUCCUAAAACAGUGCAGCUGUUGGCUGGAGUGGCAGAUCAGACUAAGGAUGGGUUGAUUUCCUAUCAAGAAUUUUUGGCAUUUGAAUCUGUUUUGUGUACUCCAGAUGCAUUAUUCAUUGUUGCUUUUCAGUUAUUUGACAAGAGUGGCAAUGGAGAAAUAACAUUUGCAAAUGUCAAAGAAAUAUUUGAACAAAGUGUUAUUCAUCUUCAAAUCCCCUUCAACUGGGACUGUGAGUUCAUUCGACUGCAUUUUGGACAUAACAGGAAGAAGCACCUUAACUAUUCAGAGUUCACUCAGUUUAUUCAGGAGCUGCAUUCAGAACAUGCAAGACAAGCUUUUGCACUGAAGGACAAAAAUAAAAGUGGUAUGAUAACUGGGCUAGACUUCAAUGACAUCAUGGUUACCCUUCGGUCGCAUAUGCUAACUCCUUUUGUGGAAGAAAAUUUAGUUUCAGCUGCUGGUGGAACUGUUUCACAUCAGGUCAGCUUCUCCUAUUUCAAUGCAUUUAACGCCCUUUUGAAUAACAUGGAUCUCGUCAGGAAGAUAUACAGUAACAUAGCAGGUACAAGAAGAGAUGUUGAAGUCACAAAAGAGGAAUUUAGCCACUCUGCAAUCCACUUUGGACAAGUUACACCACUGGAAAUAGAUAUUCUGUACCAACUUGCAGAUUUAUACAAUGUUACUGGGCGCUUAACUUUGUCAGAUAUUGAGAGAAUAGCACCGCUGGCUGAAGGUGCGUUACCUUACAACUUGGCAGAACUCCAGAGACAGCAAUCUUUUGGAGAGUUAGGCAGGCCUAUCUGGCUCCAGGUAGCUGAAUCAGCUUACAGGUUCACUUUGGGGUCAGUUGCUGGAGCUGUUGGUGCUACUGCAGUGUAUCCCAUAGAUCUGGUGAAAACUCGUAUGCAGAAUCAGCGCUCCAGCGGUUCAGUCGUAGGAGAGUUGAUGUAUAAAAACAGCUUUGACUGCUUUAAAAAGGUUUUGCGUUUUGAAGGCUUUUUUGGUCUUUACAGAGGCUUGUUACCACAGCUGAUAGGUGUUGCUCCAGAAAAGGCUAUUAAGCUAACUGUUAAUGACUUUGUCAGAGACAAAUUUACUAAGAAAGAUGGUUCCAUUCCACUCCCCGCAGAGAUCCUUGCUGGAGGCUGUGCAGGAGCUUCCCAGGUCAUCUUCACUAAUCCUCUGGAGAUUGUAAAGAUUCGGUUGCAGGUAGCAGGAGAAAUUACUACAGGACCCAGAGUCAGUGCCCUCUCUGUUAUAAAAGACUUGGGCCUUCUUGGUCUUUAUAAGGGUGCCAAAGCGUGUUUCCUCAGAGACAUUCCCUUUUCUGCAAUCUACUUUCCUGUUUAUGCUCAUAGUAAACUGAUGCUUGCUGAUGAAAAUGGCCAUGUGGGAGGGCUUAAUCUCCUUACAGCUGGAGCCAUUGCAGGUGUGCCUGCUGCUUCUUUGGUAACCCCUGCUGAUGUCAUCAAGACAAGACUGCAAGUGGCAGCUCGCGCUGGUCAGACAACAUACAGUGGAGUUAUUGACUGCUUUGGGAAGAUUCUGAGGGAAGAAGGCCCUUCAGCUUUUUGGAAGGGAGCAGGAGCUCGUGUGUUCAGAUCUUCACCCCAGUUUGGCGUUACUUUGGUCACUUACGAACUUCUGCAGAGAUGGCUCUAUGUGGAUUUUGGAGGCCUCAAACGUUCUGGAUCAGAACCUACCCCAAAGACUCGAAUUUCGGAUCUGCCUCCCGUUAACCCUGAGCAUAUCGGUGGAUACAGACUUGCCACAGCUACAUUUGCCGCUCCUAAACUGGACAGUGUGGCUCCCAGGAUGAUCAUUUACAGUACCUAGCAUCACCACUGGUCUCUUAAUGUUGCAGCUGUCUCCUUGCAGGACUGCUGCCAGGAACCUAGAGAGCUCCAUGCCACCUGACUGAAGUUUAUGAGGUUUCUGAAGUAGCUUACAUCAGAGCACCACCUUGUGUCAAGGACCACGAAGCAAGCCACUCAACUAUCUAGUUAAAUUACCUUAGUUGUCCAAAGCUUUACUGUCCAGUCAAAAGAAGAGGUGACAAAAAGAUGUGAGAAGUCUACAGGUCCAACUGCUGCAUGGCAGUUGAUACCUGUGAUUGGUCCCUGGUGUCCUUCAAACAUCUCACUGAUCCCAGCUUUGCUGUUUUAGAAUAUAUAACCAAGGUUAAUUUAUCUGGAAACCAUGCAUCUGCAGACAAAGAUAGCACUGAAAUGCAAUUUAAAUAUAGCCACAAGAAGACUUUGCUGCUUUGUAUGGAUGUCACCCCACUGCAAAAGGCUUCAUCACAACAGGAUCACGGAAGAUCAGGCUCAAAUAUGGACCUUAACUUCAACAUCUAGUUUCUGCUAACCUGAAGUGCCAAAAUAUAUCACAGGGAGAAAAGACUCAUUCAGCAGGUACCAAUCCACACAUUUAACUACAUUGUUCUCCAAGCAAUAGCUAAAACUUCCAUUCAUACAAAGAACAAAAUCCAGUCCCCAGGAAUGGGCAUAAAACUCCCACUGACUUAAGAGAAGUUGCAUGUACCUCAUGGACAGAGUGUUCAGACAUAAAUCAGUGACAAUAUAUCCCUAAUAGCCUCCUAUCAGAAGCGAUGAAAAAGAAAGGGGGAACAGAUGGGAAGGAUGUUACACAAAAGUGAUACAAUUUUGGGUAUUUUGGAACCAAAAAGCUGUGGCAGCAAGGGUGAUGUGUAUUUGAGAUGAAACCUGGACACUCAAUUAUAUUUAAGAAAGCAAUUGAUAAGAUAUAGUCAGACAAUUUCAAACCAGAUUGAACAGCAGGAGAAGAGCCAGCCAAUUUAAGAUUGGUGCGUGACGUUACUGUACAAUUAUCCAGAGAACGGAUCCGAAGUUUGGAAUGUUCUGCUACAAUUCAAAUGAAUAAAAUCACAGUGAGCUACGCUGCCCUCGUCAACACAAACAACUCCUCGUCACCGAGGGCAGCUCAGUACUAAUUCAAGAGUCCAAAUUCUCGUUACAAUGAAGCCUUACUCAGGAAUAAGUGCACACUGGAAUUCAUACACAGCUAUUCUCAACUCCUUCGAGACAAAGGAAUAAAUACACACAAUAAAUAACCUUAAAAAACCAUAAA